AUGCGUUUAAUCCUCACCGUCAUGCUCUCUUUCAUUCCUUACCUCUAUUCUUCUCACCGUCCCUGCUCUUCCCCCGUCGCUCGUCCUCGAAUCCGUCGCUGCCGUCUCACUCGCUUCGCAACUGCAAUUGUCGCAACCUCCGCUCUUCUCCUCGCCUCCGUCGCUUGGCUCUCUCUCGUCUUCUCGCCCGCCACUUCCCGUUGCUGGCAUCUCCUUAAGGAUUGGGAAGACGUCCAUAUCUGGAACAGACGGCUUCACCAUCAUCCUCAUAAUCCUUCUCCUCCGUAUCUCCACACAGAAAUUCCUCCGCCGUCUCUUCCAGCUCUCCCAAUCUUCGAUCAUGACGACGAAAUUCUCCAACCUGGAAAUCGAAGUCUCUACGAAACCGAUAAGCUCGAUCUCGCUCUGCAUCACCUGAUGUUUGGAAUCGCUGGAUCGUCACAGCUCUGGGAACGCCGCAAGGAGCUUGUUCGGCUAUGGUGGAGACCAAUUCAAAUGCGUGGCCACGUCUGGCUUGAAGAGCAGGUUUCUCCAGAGGAAGGAGACGAUUCUCUUCCUCCGAUCAUCGUCUCCGAGGACUCUUCCCGAUUCCGUUACACCAAUCCCACCGGCCAUCCUUCAGGACUUCGAAUCUCACGAAUCGCAAUCGAAUCUUUCCGCCUCUCUCUCCCUGAUGUCCGGUGGUUUAUCCUCGGAGACGACGAUACCAUCUUCAACGUCCACAAUCUUCUCUCCGUUCUGAGCAAAUACGAUCCUUCGGAGAUGGUAUACAUCGGAAACCCAUCGGAGAGCCACUCUGCCAACUCGUACUUCAGUCAUAACAUGGGAUUCGGAGGCGGUGGCAUCGCCAUUAGCUACCCUUUAGCGGAAGCUCUCUCUCGUAUCCACGACGAUUGUCUCGAUCGAUACCCGAAGCUAUACGGUAGCGACGAUCGCCUCCACGCCUGCAUCACAGAGCUCGGUGUUCCGUUAUCCAAAGAGCCUGGCUUUCACCAGUGGGAUAUUAAGGGAGACGCUCAUGGCCUUUUGUCAUCUCAUCCCAUUGCUCCCUUUGUCUCAAUCCAUCACGUUGAAGCAGUGAAUCCUCUCUAUCCGGGCUUAUCGACAUUAGAUAGUUUGAAGCUCUUCACAAGAGCGAUGAGUUUGGACCCAAAGAGUGUUUUGCAGAGAUCGAUUUGCUACGAUCAUACUCAAAAGCUUACGUUUUCGAUAUCUCUUGGCUAUGUUGUACAAGUCUUCCCGAAUAUACUCUUGCCACGUGAUCUCGAGCGAGCUGAGCUCACCUUCUCUGCCUGGAACGGGAUAAAACAGCCGAAUGAGUUUGAUCUUGACAUAAAGCUUCCGGUUUCAUCUCUCUGUAAGAAGCCUAUACUCUUCUUCUUGAAAGAGGUUGGACGAGAAGGCAAUGCUACACUGGGGACGUACACGAGGUCCUUGGUGAAGGAUGAUUUGAAGAGGAAGCUUCUAUGUUUCCCACGCUCUCCUCCUCUGCAGAAGGUGGAGAAGAUCCAGGUCGUAGGGUUUCCUCUGAGCAAAAACUGGCACUUGGCGCCGAGACGGUUGUGUUGCAGAGCGACUCCAACUACUAAUGAGCCUCUCAGAUUUACAGUUGGUCAAUGCGGAAAGAUAACUUUGGGUUCCACGGUUAGUUCCCAAUGA
This is a messenger RNA of Microthlaspi erraticum, 1659 nucleotides long. The record is from the annotation of a GenBank genome assembly. NCBI's taxonomy places the organism in Eukaryota, Viridiplantae, Streptophyta, Magnoliopsida, Brassicales, Brassicaceae.